This is a messenger RNA of Ilex paraguariensis (yerba mate), 2455 nucleotides long. Lineage: Eukaryota; Viridiplantae; Streptophyta; Magnoliopsida; Aquifoliales; Aquifoliaceae. The record is from the annotation of a GenBank genome assembly.
AGAAAUCAAGCAACUCCAUGCCCACAUCAUCAACUCAAGUCCUUUAUUCUCUGAAGACUCCACCCACCUUCUUUCUACCCUCAUGUCUACGUACAUCCUAUGUGGACACAUAUCAUACGCCCGUAAACUGUUCGAUGAAUUGCCUCAUAGAAAUUUACUGUCAUACAACACUAUGAUAAGAAUGUACUCUGAAAAUGGGUUGUCAUAUAGUGCACUCAAACUCUUUAGUGAGAUGCUUACUUCUGGUAAUCAGAAGCCCGAUAAAUACACUUACCCAUUUGUAAUUAGGGCGUGUGGUGGAUUAUCGAUGCUCGAAUUGGGCGUUAUGGUUCAUGGAUUGACCGUGACUAAUGGGUUUGUUGCGAACACGUUUGUUGGGAAUUCUUUGCUGGCAAUGUACAUGAAUUGUGGCGAUAAGGAAGGGGCUACAAGAGUUUUUCAAACAAUGCAAGAGCGAACUGUGGUGUCUUGGAACACAAUGAUAAGCGGGUAUUUUCGAAAUGAUAGUGCUGAGGAGGCUUUAAUGGUUUUUAGGAAAAUGCUGGAUGAUGGGGUGGAGGCUGAUUGUGCUACGGUGGUUUCGGUGUUGCCGGUGUGCGGGUUUCUGAAUGACUUGGAGAUAGGAAAAGAGGUUCAUGCAUUCGUUGAAGAGAAGGACUUGGGGAACAAAUUAUCGGUCAGAAAUGCAUUAGUGGAUAUGUAUGCGAAGUGUGGUAGAAUGGAUGAGGCACGAGAAGUUUUCGAUGAGAUGGAUAAGAGGGAUGUGGUGACAUGGACUACAAUGAUCAAUGGUUACAUUUUGAAUGGUGAUGUAAGAAGAGCGUUAGAGCUUUGCCCACUGAUGCAGUUUGAAGGUGUGAGGCCUAAUGCAAUAACUUUGGCUUCUCUUCUAUGGGCAUGUGCCUAUUUGCACAAUUUGAAGCUCGGCAAGUGUUUGCACGGGUGGGCAAUGAGGCAAAAGCUUGAAUCCGAUGUGAAUGUAGAAACUGCUCUGAUUGACAUGUACGCAAAAUGUGAUUCUGUUUUAUUUAGCUUCCGUGUGUUCACCAAAACGUCAAAAAAGAGAACUGUCCCGUGGAAUGCAAUUCUUUCUGGGUGCAUUCAUAAUAAGCUCGCAAGAGAAGCAGUCAUUCUUUUUAAAGAAAUGCUAUUGGAAGAAGUAGAUCCAAAUGUUGCAACAUUGAAGAGUCUCCUUCCUGCAUAUUCCUUUCUUGCAGAUUUUCAGCAGGCAAGCAAUAUUCAUUGUUACCUAACGAGAACAGGGUUUCAUUCAAGAAUUGAAGUUGCUUCUGGUUUGAUUGAUAUAUACUCUAAGUGUGGAAGUUUAGAAUAUGCUCACAAGAUCUUCAAUGGAAUUCCUGUAAACAAUAAGGAUAUCAUUCUGUGGAGUGUGCUAAUAGCUGGGUAUGGAAUGCACGGGCAUGGUGGGGCUUCUGUUUCUCUUUUCAAUCAGAUGGUUCAAUCUGGUGUUGAACCAAAUGAAGUUACUUUUACAUCUGUGUUGCAUGCUUGCAGCCAUGCGGGUCUGGUGGAUGACGGUCUGCGUUUAUUCAAAUUCAUGCUCAAAAGUAACCAUGCAAGUCCUCAUCCUGAUCACUACACUUGUAUAGUUGAUCUUCUUGGUCGUGCAGGUCGGCUCAAGGAAGCUUAUGAGCUAAUUACAACUAUGCCUUUGGAACCCACUCAUGCUGUUUGGGGUGCAUUACUGGGUGCCUGCGUCAUACAUGAGAAUGUUGACCUGGGAGAGGUGGCUGCAAAGUGGCUGUUUGAGCUAGAGCCUGAGAACACGGGGAAUUAUGUAUUAAUGCAUAAAAUUUAUGCUGCAGUUGGAAGGUGGGAAGAUGCAGAGAACACGAGACAUGUGAUGACUGAAAUAGGAUUGAGAAAAGCACCAGCUCAGAGUUUGAUUGAGGUCAGAAACAUGUGAAGUCUGUGUAAUGCUUGCCCUACUAACACACAAAAGCCUCAGCUUGGACAAGGGUGGGCUAAAAGGCAAAAUUUCCCAGUCAAACUGACUUCAUCACAGUGGGAACUUGAUGGAGCAGAUGCAUGAAUUGUUCCAGGAUUUACAAACUAGCCAACGCCAAAUCAGCUUGGAAGGAAAGAUGUGUGAUAUGUAUUAAACCAUUGGAGUAGUCUUCUGUCUACCAGCAUUGUGAGUAAACCAUGAAUUACUAUUGGUCGGAUGAUUCAGAGGUCAGAGCACGGCUUUAAACAACUUAAGACUGUAUUGAUCUUUCUUGACUGUGGACGUAAUUUUCUUAUUGGAAAGCAUCAUCAUUGCUUUGGAAUGCCGAAGGCCCAGGUUAGCCUUUGAUUUUGCCGGUAGCAAUUAACUCUUCAGGGCAAGAAGCAAACUGCCUCAGGGAAAGAUGGGGAAUGUAUUGUUAAUUCUAAGGACUAGUGUGAUCCAUGCUUUAGAUAAAUAUACCCAUAAAGUGAAUGACUCAGAUUU